Messenger RNA from Lactuca sativa (garden lettuce), 2055 nucleotides. The record is from RefSeq and is a predicted model, not a curated record. NCBI's taxonomy places the organism in Eukaryota, Viridiplantae, Streptophyta, Magnoliopsida, Asterales, Asteraceae.
UGUUAGUAUUCGCGCGUGUAUGUAUGUGUGUGUAUUGAACUAGUUCUUAUCCCCACCCCCCUUCUUCCCCCAUUGAUGUUUUUUAGUUAUUAUACCAAGUGUAUAUGUUUUGCCCAAACUAUAGUACUGCCAGUUGACCGACUAUAUAUGAGGACAUUGUUUUCCUAAGGGUUAAAAGGUGAUUGGAUUUAUAUUUUUGAGCUUUGUGGAUUAAGGAUCUUCGGCUUAAUCUAUAUAUUGUGGCGCUACAACUUUUUAGUUUUUAUUCCUGGUUUUUUUGUAGUCGAUUUCGUAGUCAUCUGUUAAUUUCAUAUCUGUUUCUUGUUAGCAUUUGACAUUAACCUUUUGAUCUGAGUAAGAAAUUUGGAAGAAGGUGCAGUUGGUUGUGUUAUGAUGUUCGUCGGCAUAGUUAUUCAAUAACGGCAUCUGUGAACCAGAUCGCACGAUGAGAUGCUUAUUUCCGUUUGUUGCAUUGACGUUUCUAACUAUUUAAAUCCCAUCGACGAAAUCAUUUAAAGAUUCAAGUCAUCUUCUUUAGGGUAUGCAGGAUCAUACCCUAGCCCCAAGGGCGUAGCACAGUUGGUUCCAUUGUAGGAAGGAUUACAAGAGAGCUUAAUUGAAAUAUAGAAUCUUCAUAUGAUCUUCCAAGCAUUAAGAUUUGUAGAAUGCGCCUCUUGUCCUUAGUCCUUAGUUAUGACUUAAUGGUUCCUUUAUUAAGUUGUUCAUUCUGCAUUAAGUCAAAAAGAAACACCCAAUAUAGCUAGCUUACUGGAUUAACUCAUGUCCCCAUUAAGUCAAAAAGAAACAACAUCUUAGUUGAGGAGGUGUAGUGUGUGAUGGAGACAAGAUCUAUCUUGUAACUAAAGAAAAGUGGGUCAAGUGAAGAUGGCAGUUUCUAAGAAGACAGCUUUGGCAUUCAAGUCCUACCAGAACCAUGCUCAGGUCUUGGUUAAAACCUACCUUUUAGCAGAUGCAUUUAUGCCCUACACCUCUGUCCUAGGUGGCAUAUUUGCUACUAAAAUGGUUUAUGAUCUUACACAGUUGAUAAGCACUUUUUACUUCAGAACCUAUGCCGGCCUUACAAAAAUUCAGCGGAUUGAAUGGAACAACAGGGGUAUGUCGUCUGUUCAUGCCAUCUUCAUUACAGCAAUGUCUUUGUACUUUGUGUUCUGGUCAGAUCUUUAUUCUGAUCAGUAUACUGUGGGUCCUGUUACUUUCAGGAGCUCACCACUCUCCACAUUUGCAUUAGGGGUUUCAGUCGGCUACUUCCUAUCAGACCUUGGAAUGAUCAUUUGGCUAUAUCCUUCUUUGGGUGGAUUAGAAUAUGUUGUUCAUCACACACUUUCAGCAAUUGCAGUAGGAUAUGCCAUGUUUACAGGAGAAGGGCAGCUUUACACAUUCAUGGUCCUUAUAUCUGAGUUAACAACACCGGAGAUCAACUUGAGAUGGUACCUAGAUACAGCUGGUUUAAAGAAGUCGAAUGCAUAUCUGAUUAAUGGUGUCGUCAUAUUCUUUGCCUGGAUGGUGGCGAGAAUUUUGCUGUUUGUCUAUAUGUUUUACCAUGUGUAUUUGCACUACCAUCAGGUGAUUGAGAUGCAUCCAAUCGGGUUUCUUUUGGUGUUUACGGUUCCAUCGGUGCUUGGAGCCAUGAACUUGAUGUGGUUCGGGAAGAUUAUAAAGGGGAUGAUGAAGACUUUGGCAAAGAGGCAGUAAUUUUCAAAUUAUCAUGUCAACUUGAUUGCUGUAUAAAAAAAAUGCUAGAAGAAGGAGAGAGAGAGAGUGAGAGAAAUAGCAAGGUAGUGUGUUGUAAAUCAUCUGGUUAAAAAUGUUGCUGCCUUUCUUUCAAGUUUUUGGUAACGAACACAAAUUGCAAAAGGAGGAGGAGAAGGAGGAGGGUGUGUGGAUAUCUUAAUCUGUUUCGAUAUACUUUUGAUAUUUUGAUUUAACAUACAUUAUAUUUAUCAUAGGGCUAAAUGCAACAAACAACAACCUACUCUUACUCUUACUCUUAUUUAUUUAUUGUUUAUUACAACAUUUUGCAGUAUUGUUUCUUCA